Messenger RNA from Syzygium oleosum, 1067 nucleotides. RefSeq names its product MADS-box transcription factor 47-like. Gene Ontology annotation, biological process: regulation of transcription by RNA polymerase II. The transcript has a single exon. Gene Ontology annotation, molecular function: DNA-binding transcription factor activity, RNA polymerase II-specific; protein dimerization activity; RNA polymerase II cis-regulatory region sequence-specific DNA binding. The record is from RefSeq and is a predicted model, not a curated record. The coding region runs from base 273 to 1067 and encodes 264 amino acids. NCBI's taxonomy places the organism in Eukaryota, Viridiplantae, Streptophyta, Magnoliopsida, Myrtales, Myrtaceae.
GGAGGUGGUGGUUGUUCCCCUCCUCCGUGUGCCGCCGGAACAGCCGGUGGCCCGGAGCUUCCUCUUGCCGCGUCUUGUUCGAUUUAAAUGCAGAACCGCGUUUGCAAAACCCUCUCCUCUCCUCGCCCUCCUCCCUCCCUCUGCAAACCCUCCUCUUCUCCAUUCUCUCUCUCUCUCUAUCUCUCCAAGAAACCCAGAAACCUCGUUCAAACCCACCCUCUCCUUCUCUGUCCAAGAAAACCCAUAAACCCUUUGACAGUACUCCGUCGUUGAUGGCAUCGUUGACGGCCAAGCGCCGGCGUACCGAGAUCGCCAGGAUCGCCGACCCGGCUGCCCGCCUCGUGACCUACUCCAAGAGGCGCAAGGGCCUCUUCAAUAAGGCGUCCGAGCUCUCCCGCCUCUGCGGCGCCCGCGUAGCGGUUGUCGUCUUCUCCCCCGCCGGCAAACCUUGCUCCUUCGGCGACCCAUCGGCCGACGAAAUUAUAUCCGACUACCUCCGAGGCGGCGGCGGCGAGGUGAUGCCGCCGAUGGGUCUAACCCAGUGGGCGGAAUGGGUCCAAACGGAGUGGGACGCUUGCGCGACCGAGGAGGACCUCGAGUCCCUGAUUCUGAAAUACGAAGCGGUCCGCGACUGUGCGCGCGAGAAGCUGAAGGCGUUGGAGGAUUCACACAAAUUGAGCGAACAGGAGAUGGAUUCUUUAUUCGAGAGUCUCGAAGGUCAAGGCCCAGCGCUUGCGGCUCUCUUGACGGAAGACGAUGGUUUCCUGACUUCGCCGGAGAACCCGGCUGCCGGCGGUGGAAGUUCAGCGGUGGAGUCCACCCCCGCGGUCUCCGAUCUCGAGGGCUGCGGAUCUAACGUCGCCGGAGGCGGAAGUUUAGGAGUGGGGUCGACCCCUAAUCUGUCGGAGGACUGCAUCGUGGACAGCCAUGGUUUCUGGAGUUCGCCGGAGGACUCGGCCGUUGGCGGUGGAAACUCAGGAGUGGAGCGCGCCCUCUCCGAUCUAGGAGAAUAUGGAUAUAAUCCCAAUGAGUUUGUGGGACUUGAAGAUUUGGGUGUCUUACUCUGA